AUGCAGGUCCCCAGCCCCAGCACGAGAGAGGCAGCGUCCAUGUAUGGCACGGUGGUGGCCGUCUUCCUGGUCAUCUUGGUGGCCACACUGCAGAGCUCGGCCCCCCCCGAGAAUCCCUUCCCCUACCGAGUACCCUUGGAUCCCGAGGGGUCCCUGGAGCUUUCCUGGAAUGUUAGCUACGCGCAGAAGACGGUCCACUUCCAACUCCUGGUGCAGGAGCUCAAGGCCGGGGUCCUGUUUGGGAUGUCGGACCGCGGCGAGUUGGAAAAUGCCGACCUGGUGGUGCUCUGGACCGACGGAGACAGCACCUACUUUGGGGACGCCUGGAGUGACCAGAGGGGACAGAUCCACCUGGAUUCCCGGCAGGAUUACCAGCUGCUGAGGGCGCGGAGAACCCCGGAAGGCCUGAGCCUGAUCUUCAGGAGGCCCUUUGACACCUGUGACCCCAAGGAUUACCUCAUUGAGGAUGGCACCGUCCACCUGGUAUACGGGGUCCUGGAGGAGCCGUUCCGGACGCUGGAGGCCAUCAACACCUCGGGGCUGCAGACGGGGCUGCAGAGGGUACAGCUGUUAAAGCCCAGUAUCCCCAUCCCGGCCUUGCCCAUGGACACGCACACCAUGGAGAUCCGCACCCCGGACAUCCUGAUCCCCGACCAGCCGACCACAUACUGGUGCCACAUCACUGAGCUUCCAGACGGCUUCUCCCGGCACCACAUCGUCAUGUACGAGCCCAUCGUCACCAAGGGCAACGAGGCCCUGGUGCACCACAUGGAGGUCUUCCAGUGUGCCGCCCAGUUUGAGACCUUCCCCGAGUUCAGCGGGCCCUGCGAUUCCAAGAUGAAGCCCAGACGCCUCAAUUACUGUCGCCACGUGCUGGCCGCCUGGGCCCUGGGUGCCAAGGCCUUUUACUACCCGGAGGAAGCAGGCCUUGCCUUUGGGGGCGCCGAGUCCUCCAGAUUUCUCCGUCUGGAAGUUCACUACCACAACCCGCUGAAGAUCCAAGGCCGUCGCGACUCCUCGGGCAUCCGCCUGCACUACACGGCCACGCUACGUCGCUUCAACGCGGGCAUCAUGGAGCUGGGGCUUGUGUACUCGCCCGUGAUGGCCAUCCCCCCGCAGGAGACGGCCUUCGUCCUCACCGGCUACUGCACGGACAAGUGCACCCAGCUGGCCCUGCCUCCCUCAGGGAUCCACAUCUUCGCCUCCCAGCUCCACACACACCUGACGGGGAGGAAGGUGGUCACUGUGCUGGUCCGGGACGGCCGGGAGACGGAGAUCGUGAACAGGGACGACCACUACAGCCCUCACUUCCAGGAGAUCCGCAUGUUGAAGAAGACGGUGUCCGUGCGCCCGGGGGACGUGCUCGUCACUUCCUGUACGUACAACACAGAAGACAGGGAGCUGGCCACCGUGGGGGGCUUUGGUAUCCUGGAGGAGAUGUGCGUCAACUACGUCCACUACUACCCCCAGACGCAGCUGGAGCUCUGCAAAAGCACCGUGGACCCGGGUUUCCUGCGGGAGUAUUUCCACCUGGUGAACAGGUUCAAUGGUGAGGAAGUGUGCACCUGCCCCCCGGCCUCUGUCCCUGCAUUUGCCGCGGUUCCCUGGAACUCCUUCAAUCGAGACGUGCUCAGGGCCCUGUACGGCUUCGCCCCCAUCUCCAUGCACUGCAACAAGUCCUCGGCCGUCCGCUUCCAGGGUGAAUGGACGCAGCCUCUGCCUGAGAUCAUCUCCAAGCUAGAAGAGCCCACCUCUCACUGCCCAGCCAGCCAGGAUCAGAGCCCCUCCAGCCACACUGUGGUCAACAUUGGUGGGGGCAAAGGUUGAGUGGGGGACUAUCUCUCACUCCCCACUCCAUGCUACGCUGUGGGAUCACACCAGCUCUGUGCACCCCCACUCUGUGAAGAGCCCCGUGUGCCCAGGAUGAACGGCAGGGCCCAACCCCCCUCCCCCUGGCCUAAUAACCAUGGUCCAUGUCUAGCGUUUGCCCCUCAAGGAUCCCCUGCAUGCGGAGAGGGUCCCGUGAGAGUCCCCUGUUGACCCACCUGGGACUGGGGCGACCAAGGCCUUCUCCACACCCCCCUCGGUGGCCUAGAGUCCAGUGCCCCCAAAGCCCCGCCUACCUCGCCGAGAGGGGCUGGUCCUGGCUGCGGGGCGGACCCCCGACACGGCCCCCGCGUCCCCAGCCCCCGUGGAUGGCGAUCUGUGUUGGUGCCUCUGUGUACACGUGCUACUUAAACGUUUCCCUGCA
This is a messenger RNA of Lynx canadensis (Canada lynx), 2251 nucleotides long. It is a transcript of the gene DBH, whose product is annotated as dopamine beta-hydroxylase. Lineage: Eukaryota; Metazoa; Chordata; Mammalia; Carnivora; Felidae. The record is from RefSeq and is a predicted model, not a curated record. Gene Ontology annotation, cellular component: secretory granule membrane. Gene Ontology annotation, molecular function: dopamine beta-monooxygenase activity; copper ion binding. Gene Ontology annotation, biological process: norepinephrine biosynthetic process; dopamine catabolic process; octopamine biosynthetic process.